AUCAGAACUGGUACCUUCAUAUUUUCAUCAACUAUACCUUUAGAAAAGGACUGGUCGACUGUUUUGACUUUGUGGUUCGAGGAAUUCUAAAUUAAUUUAUUUUAUAGAUCAAUCAAUUAUCGUCACUCCUUUGCGAUGUAAAGUAUGGACUCAUUGCUACCUGCUGAAUGUAUGAGUACGUUCUGUGACAAUUUCUAUGGGAUCGACGAAUUCGAUUAUAGCGCUGCCUUUGUGGGCGAACUUGAAAAUGCAGAAGUGCCUCCUUUUAAUAACAACAUCGACUUCAAUAAUUCGAGUCAAAGCAUCUCCGACUGGAAUAGCAACAUAUCAGCCAACAAUAUUCCAUGUGAAUUGAAUAAUCGAAACGCGAGUAUCGAUAACGAUACAACGUACCCAACUCAGAAAAAGCAAGCUGAACUUUCUGUGCAAGGACAGAGUAAUGCACUCGGUGCGAGCUAUUUGCAGCCACAGUUUCAUCCACAAAAUUCUUUUAGGGACGCUGGUUUCUCGAACCCAGAACCUUGCACGGAUUUCGUGUGUGAUUCUCCUUAUAUGAACAUGAACAGCAGUACACAAGAUGCAGAGAAUACACCGUUCAUGAAUGUCUGUGGUACAUGCGAUCCCACCUCAAUUUUGACACUUUGUCCAAAAAGUUCGUACGAUUCAGAAAAUGCCACUGCGUUUUCUGGAGAGUGGAACAAUUAUUACCAACAAAACCAGCCGUUAUCUCCUCAGAGUACACGUCAAUCGGAAUAUGUCCGCGCGUUUGCGCAGACGGCGAACAUGUAUCAGAAUGUCGACCGAGUUGGCAGUGGUCAUUCUAAGCAGGCUGCGGAGAAACCAUCCUUUUACCAGAAGGACAAACAGAAGUUUACAGUACAGACUAGGGAAGGUGUGACGUCAAUGGUUGGUCGGAACGUGCCGGAGAAGGGUUUUUCUAGAGCUGCAUCUACGGAUUUGAACAACAAUAAUUGUUUGACUAAUUUUGGCAAUAAUACAUUUUCUGCGAAUGUGUACCCCAAUGCGGGUUCUUCUCAUUCAGAAUCACAGAACUUGAAUGCAUCGGAAUCUCCAUCGAAUAAUUACGUUUUUUCCAGUUUAAACAGUUCGCCUUACUCCUCUCAACAGCCCUUUUCGCCUUCGUGUUAUGUAAAAAAUUCUCAAUUUUCGUCGAAUCGCUGUGCUUCUUCCGAAUGGUCGAACACAGAACCGAACGCGGCCACUGCAACCCCCGCGCAACUGGCCUCAUCUGGUUCCUAUUCUCCGGUUUACACGAAGAAGAGAUCAAGAUUCGGUGUGCAUCAUUCGACAGAUCGAGAGCGUCGCGUACGCCCUAAGGUCGUCGCUGAGAAGGGCGCUUUGCAGUGUCGCGGAGUCAAUCGUAAAAAAGGCUCUCGUUGCAGAAACGCUGCCCUGAUGGAAUAUAUAGGUCCCAGACCCUUAUACUGUGCAGAGCACAUCCCCCUGGAUCCAGACAGCUACUAUAACAAAUGUGCCUCGACGUUUCACAAAGCAGUCGGAGAUGGCAAAGGAUGUCGCGAAGUGGUGCUCAAGGAAUUCGGCUUUUGCCACAAACAUUAUACUCAGGCCAUCGACUUGUUACUCGAUGGCACGGAGGAAGGCUGGCAUAAGGCUUGUUCUCGAUACGAUCGUAUUUGUUUUCUCCUAGCUCAGCUAGAGGCCGAAGCAGCCGCCGCUAAAAGGUCAGACCCCGACCUCUUUCAACGCAAGCAUAAGCUAAUACCUAAAUUCAUGGAGAUGAAAAAGGUCCUCUGUAAACGCCUAGUCGAAUAUGAAGCUUCUCAUAAGUAUCCGAAUGAGAAUAGAAGAGAACAUGGGUCGCCUUCUCUUCGAGCCAACAAAAAAGAAUUCGAUUUGUCUGCAAACAACGCUAAAGUCCAACAAAAUGGCACCACCUCAAGCGACUAUUCUUCUCUCUCAGAUGACUACUCGUUGCACAGCAAUUCGAUUUCUUCAGAAGAUGGCAUGCUGGGCUUUCAGAAUGAGUUUGUGCUAGACCGUCCAAACGCAGGAAUGAUGGGGUAUCCAAGUACUCAAAUAAAUUCGUACUAGUGCAUCCACGCUCUAUGAGGUGAUUUGGAAGAUGCUGAGGGUAAGAAGAAAAAGCGUGUUUCCCCGGGAAGGAGCGCGCAUAAUUUGCUCUGUACAAUUUAAUAAACAAGCAUAAACACCUGUUUUUGUACAUACAUUA
Messenger RNA from Schistocerca gregaria, 2212 nucleotides. RefSeq lists its product as uncharacterized. NCBI's taxonomy places the organism in Eukaryota, Metazoa, Arthropoda, Insecta, Orthoptera, Acrididae. The transcript is spliced from 3 exons. The record is from RefSeq and is a predicted model, not a curated record. The coding region runs from base 145 to 2073 and encodes 642 amino acids.